Molecule: messenger RNA, 450 nt
Organism: Durusdinium trenchii
Lineage: Eukaryota; Dinophyceae; Suessiales; Symbiodiniaceae
Source: the annotation of a GenBank genome assembly
AUGUCAAUGCCUGAGAGCUACCCAGACAAAGUGAGUGAAGAGGUGGGAUUGGUGCCUAUUGCCAACGGAAUCAUCAUUGACAACCUGGCAUCUGGCCAGAACAUUGAGCAGGUUUGGAGCCUGAUGUACAUGGUUCGGGACAUUCUGGACCUCCAUGGUGUAGGAGGUCAAGGUGUUCGAGCAUCUGAAGAGUUUCCAGGCAAGGGCAGCGGCUUUAUCGCGGUCCCAGAUGUAGACAUCAGCAGCUGGGAUCGACAGCCACUGAAGCGCUUAGCAGCCAUGGCUCCAGGAAGCACUUUGAAAGUCAUGAAAGAUGGCAAGGUGGAGCGGGAGUUCCGUCUCGAAGUGCCGCCUCGGGUCUACAACUUCAAGGAGGGACAUCUCCUGCAAGAACACUGCUUGUGUGUCCCAUCCGCAGAAUAUGCAGCACGAAGUGGAGCCCUUCUUUGA